Molecule: messenger RNA, 216 nt
Organism: Podospora pseudocomata
Lineage: Eukaryota; Fungi; Ascomycota; Sordariomycetes; Sordariales; Podosporaceae
Exons: 3
Coding region: 1-216 (71 amino acids)
Source: RefSeq, a predicted model, not a curated record
AUGGCGCCAGAAGACACCAUUGACGUUGGGGUCGUCCAAUGGGAGCAGCCCCCUGCGAGCACGAAUCUUGUCUCCUCGGUUUGGACCCCCUUGGGCUUGGCGCUGAUUUGCUUGCAGGUCUUCGUGGAAGACGAUGCGGCGAGUGGGCUGCCAUUGCAAUUGGCUGAUGCAGGCCGGGAGGCGAUCGAAUCGAGGACGGGUCUGGUUGGGUCCUGA